AUGGGUGGUGAUAUCACUGGAGAAAUUAAUUACUUUAGUCACACGAUAGAUGGUUCUCCUCAAUGGAUGGAUGCAGGUGCUAAAUUGGGCUAUAACACCACAAAUCAUGCACAAACAUCAGUUCGCGUUACCAUUCAAGAUUUGCGAGGUAAAGAGAACACUGUCGAUCUCGACACUAAUGGUUUUGAAAUACUCAAAUAUGAUGGCCUUAUGCAUGAAAUAUUUGUUGACAAUAGUGAAAUACAACGACGUUUCUAUGAAGAAAUUGCUACUGUUCUCAAGAAGCGUCUGAAUGCUUCUCGUGUAAUCGUCUUCAACCAUAUAAAUCGUUUUCGUGGGCCAAAUCUUUCGGCCGAUCAGUGUGAUUCGACCCACAGGAAUCCUAUCUUUUCUCCACACGUCGAUCAUGAUCCGCCUUCAGCUCGCUUCAAAGUGGAACGAAUACUUGGUGAAGAGGAAGCUAACAAAGUGAUGCAAAAUCGUUUUCAAAUUAUUAAUAUUUGGCGACCAUUGGGUCCCAAUCCUAUUAUCAAUACUCCUUUGACCAUCUGUGAUUAUUGUUCGUUAGAUCCUCACAAUGAUGUUCAUGCGGGAACUGUUUACAAUUCACCGAAUGAGUCCGACGUUGCUCAAUUUGGUGCUCAUACAGCUUUCAAGAAUGAGAAUGUACCUUUAAUGAAUGUUGAACAAAUUAGUAUUGAAUUGCGUUGUCUUGUCCUUUAUGAUCGUUAA
Messenger RNA from Rotaria sordida, 732 nucleotides. The record is from the annotation of a GenBank genome assembly. Lineage: Eukaryota; Metazoa; Rotifera; Eurotatoria; Philodinida; Philodinidae.